AUGUGGUACACAGUUUGAAAAUGCAGGCCGUGUCAUGCUGUGAAAAAAUUCAUUUAAUGCUUGAAUUUGGUGGAAAAUGUCGGACUCUAAACGUGCUACGCUUAUAACAGUGGGUGCUCCAAAAAGUGCAAAGAAUAACGUGAACAAAACAAUUAGAUUAACCAUAAAUUUGGACGAAAGUAACGAAAGUAAAUAUCCAGAGCUGAACUACAAGGAACUAGUCAUAGCAACAGCAGCAAAAAAAAGAACAGAAAAUGGAAAAACUGCAGGGCUGGACCCAUUCUCGGAUAAUGAUGACGAUGUCGAAAGAGUUGCCAGAAAAUUUGAACAAAAAUAUGGCGGUAAAAGCACAUAUGGAAGGAAGGGAAGAUCAAAAUAUGAAGAGUUUGCCGACAUUGGUGCUGGAUAUGAUGAAAACGAUUCCUUUAUUGAUAAUACACAUGGGUACGAUGAGAUGAUACCACCCGAAUGUGAUACACUGUACGGCGGGUUCUACAUAAACAGUGGCUCGCUGGAGUUCAAAACUGUGCCAGAGAAGCAGAUACUACACUCUGAUGGCGAGCCUCGGCGGAAUAAGCGCCGUAUAUCGUCAAGUAGCAGCGAAGAUGAAUCCUCGGACAGCUCGUCGGGUUCUGACAGCCACGAGACCAAGGAGACCAAAACCAUUGCCAACGGAAAGAUUGAUUCACAUAAGACUGAACAUAGGAAAAAGAAAAGCAAGCCUGACAAGAAAAAACAAAGGAAAAUUGGCGACUCGUCUGCAGCAAAUUCUGGGAAACAGACAUCAGAUGAAACGGCGCCAUGUUCUGCCGAGAGUGAUUCUCAAACGUCACAGUCGAUGGCUGAGUCCGGUGCAUCCAAACCUGCUCCCAGCUCCGAGAACCCAGCCACAUCAGAUAGCUCCAGAGACACAGAAGCCAAGCUUGAAGUCAAACUGCCUGAAGCUGUCACCCUGGUAUUGGAGGAGAUGGAAAAGCUGAACUCCCAAGUGAAGACAAACCCCGGAAAAGACACCGAUGAUAAGAUUGACCAGCUCAUUCUUAAACUGGAGCGCGCACUGGCAAAAGCCAGCUGCGACGGUCGGGCUCGGCGUGUUUGUUCUGCUCGUGCAGCCACGUCGCUAUCCCUGUCCCGGGCCGCGCUUCUCAAGCGUGCUACAGCGCUCAUACAAGCGGCUACGCUCAUCGAAACACAGAGCAAGCAACCACCGACAGCAUCUAGUUCUACAACAAACAGUAUUCAAUUAGUCAACAAGAACGGACAAACAAAUCCUGUGAACUGCAAACCAAACCGGGACCAGGAGACAUUGGAUGUCAACAAUCUUACACAAGAGCAGAAGGAAGUGCUCAUUGUUGAGACCUUACAGAAAUUGAAGUUAUUAAUUGAUGAUCAGAAGCCUGGCAUGAUCUCCGCUUACAACACUGAAUGUGAAAGGGUUCAAGUUGAAAGGAAGAAGAUUCAAGAAGCGACCGCCGGCGGUACAAACAUGAACGUGUCGUACCCUGACAAGCGUUUGCCGAAGCGGCGGUUUCCGUGGUGCAGUCGGUCGCGGUCUCUGUUGACUCGGCUCGCGCGGCUGGCGGGUGCGCCGCACGACGCCGCCGCUCUUCUCGCCACACGCGCGUUGCCGCUCUUCCCCGCUGGCUUUGUGCGGAUGCCGACCUUGCUGCGUCAGGCCUCACUCAACAAAGACAUCAAAGCUUCAGAUCUCAAGAGAAGAGUCCCACCAACACAACCCAGUACAACUACUGCUACAAACAGUCACACAUUCAAUGAACCAAUACAGUUCCCCAGCUCACUAACAGUAACCACUACCAUCAAAGGUGUUGAUAAAGAAGACGAGAAAAAGACCAACUCUGCAAUUUUCAACACUACUGUAAACUCAUACACAAUUAACAAGGAAGUUGUAAAUGAUAAACUCGGAGAUAGAGAGAAAAAGAAUGUAGCUAGCUUAAGUAGUAUUACAAUAACCCCCUUCAUCACAAAACCAGAAAAGAAAGAUAAAACUAAAGAACCCUUGAUAAGAGUUAAAUCACCGGCAGCACUCAACGAAAUGGUCACCAACAACAAUAAGAAGGAAAAGAAAAAGGAAAAAGAAAAAGACAAAUUUGACACACCAUUACAUAUAGAUACAAAUAAUAUCCCAAAAAAAGAUGCAGUGAAAAGUCCCAGGGCUCAUGAAUUAGUCAUUAGUCAAAAACAAAUUGAGCAUAUGAAAGCAAAAGAGAAUAAUUUACCACAUCCAGCUUUAGUGCCUGUCAACCAUUCACCUACAUUUGCUAAGCCGGAUAAGAGGCCACCAGAAAAGAAGAAAAAGGACAUUGUGAUUGUGUCUGAUCUUGACCCUCUUGGGGACAUACCUCAGGAGCCGGUAGCUGUUGAUGACAGUAGUAGUGAUAUUGAAGUUAUUGAGGACAAGAGUGAGAAGGACAAGUGUGACAGUGGCAAAGUGAACAGUGCUAAUGACUGUAAUAGUGUCAAGAGUGAUUAUGUUGAUGAAACUAGGUUGCAUAUUGAUAAGCUGAUGAAGGAGCUUAAGGAGUUGCAGCAUUCGCAAGACGAGACAAACUGUAAUUCAUAUGAAGGUGCUAUAAAAUCUGCCAAGCACGAGUCUUCCAAGCAAGCUUUCAGUCGGCCCACAGUGCUGAAAUCCACUGAAAGAGAUAAAUUCACAGAAGUAAAUAUUUUGAAAGAAAUAGAUGGAUGUAGGGCGAUCACUGGCUGACGACACAACACUUCACGACUACAAAAUUUUAAUUUCAAGUAUUAGUGAUUAAGUUACAUCUGCACUGCCAUUCAUGGAAAUUUGCUCAGGAAAUAUGAUUACCUACUGUCAUUGUUUCUUGCCAAUUUACUAAAUGAUAUUUGGCUUCGUACAAGUAGCGUACUUAAAUUGAUUUAAACGUGGACUCUCAUUUAUUCGUCUAGAUGGACUGUGAGAGCUGUGUAAAUAUCGAAAAAUAAUUGAAGUUAACUGUUAACCUCUAUUUGCUUGCAGACUAAAUCGCGAGUGUAAGGCGUAGAUUGUCAUGCACACUGAAGUAAUAAUCCUGGUAUGUUUUCAUCAUUUGCCUAGCAGCAUGAGGCUCUAUCUAGACGUAUAAAUUAUCUAAGCAUGGAAUACACAUGCUACGUAAUAAGUAUGUUAUUUAAUCUCGGGUCUGAACAUUCGGUGAUUUUGUUAUCUGCUAAGAGACAGACUGACAUUUACCAGUGGGAGGCUCCUUUGCACAGGAUGCUGAUUAGGUUAUGGGUACCACAACGGCGCCUAUUUCUGCCGUGAAGCAGUAAUGUGUAUGCAUUACUGUGUUUCGGCCUGAAGGUCGCCCUCGCUAUUAAAAUUACUGGAUAAAUGAGACUUAACAUCUUAUGUCUCAAUGUGACGAGUGCAAUUGUAGUGCCGCUUAGAAUAUUUGGGUUUUUCAAGAAUCCUGAGCGGCACUGCAUUGUAAUGGGCAAGGCGUAUCAAUUACCAUCAGCUGAACGUCCUGCUCGUCUCGUCCCUUAUUUUCAUUAAAAAAAAACUGAUUGGCGGCUGAAGUGAGACAGACGGUCACGACGCAAUGGCUGGGUCAAUUUUGCCAAAUUACCACUCAUCAAAUUUAACUGGUUGUAUUCACAAAUGUUUCCCGAAGCUUUAGAUUACCUAAUACUUUGUCCCAUUUCAUUAAGCAAACAACCACUUGCCUAAAGAUAUUGUCUUCCAUUAACGUAGUUCCCCGCCCUAAAGUAUGUUUCUCUUUGUCAAAAUUUGUUAUUUCCUUUCAUUUUAAGUAAUACAUUUCUUUUCAAAGAUUGAUCCUUAUCAGCAACAAAGUCCAUUGGACCAAUAAUACAGAAGUAAUUUUUUUUGAAUAAUCUUUCGGGUCGAUUUCCGUCAAAAGUUCGAGAAGUAUUAAAAAUCUAAAUAUGCAGUAAUUUUCCGUAGUUUCCGACUUCGCCAUCACCGCCUGUAUAACAUAAUUUCAUUAGUAUUCUCAUUAUUUUGAGCAUUUCUGCCUUUGAGCUUGUGUUCAGCAUCAUGAGCGAAUUUAUACAACCAUGGAGCGUGCUAUAAAUUAACACUAAUAUCAUUUAGUGGCAAAACAAAUGUGCUUUUAAUUAGCAUGUGUAUUCCAACCUUUAUUAAUAAUUACAAUGGAAUCUGCUUAUGAUGAUUGAAGAGACGUGCCAAUUUAAUGGUAAAAGAUGAAACAAAGAUUCGUUUCACGCAUAGCACAGGAAGAGGUGGUAAGGCCCAUCAUCCAGUGAAAGCGAAGCGAAACUAACAGAAAAAAACCAUAGCUAAUCAUUAUAACCAUACAUAUUUUCUCAAAAUAGAAAAUUAAAAACGUAGUUCUGUAACGUCGACAAAUAACUCCAAAAGUAUUUAAAGCCAACUGACGCGGACUCUACUCCUGCCAUUUCGGGGCGCUCGACGGCUACGACGUUGACGAUGCUGAUGACGUCAUAGUCCAUAUCAACAAAGAAACAAGUGUUAAGGGUCUACUCGAAAAUUAUCAUAUUGACUUACUUUCACGUCAAGUUUCGGCUCUGGCCAAUGGUGUAGGUUUUCAAGUAUUUGAAUUUCCAAUAUUUUUUUGACGUUUGACAGAAAGAGACAAAACAGUUAAAAAACUAAAAUAGUAGUCAUAUUAAGCGGAUCGCAUUGAAUUCGACUUGCAAUCACUGGCGCAUUAGAGCGCUUUCUCACUACGUCCGAUCCGAAUCCGAUCCGUACCUGUGAAAAUACAGUCCGGUGUAGCCGUAGAACUAUUUCUAACGGUGGACGUAAAGAAAUCUGAUGACGGAAGCCGGAUCUAGUGCGUAAAACUACAUAUCCGGAUACCAGAUCGGAUUCGGACCGGACGUAGUGCGGAAGCGAUCCUACACCUCUAAACUAUUUGUUUGGUUGUGUUAAUAUUUUGAUAGUCAUUCUAGAUAGUUUUAUUAACAAACUGUUUUGAUACUAAAAGUUAAUUUUUCAAGAUAAGACUAUAUCGAAAGCUGUACUUGAUUCUCCUUAGCCGCUGAAAAUUGACUUUUUGCAUUUAUAAACUUAACUUGAAUUUUAACUUUCAGUUCGAAACAUAUUAUUCUUGUGAUAUUUUACUGUAAAAAGCUAAAAAAACUGCCCUUUACCUCUACAAUUUUACAAACAAUGAUAAAUUUCACUUCCAUAGCUUAAAUAUAUUAGUAAAAUAUAUUAAAUGAAGUAAAAACAUCCCUAAUUUAGUCGGUAAUAGGAGAUAAAGGAUUUCCGUGUUGUUUUUUAAUAUAAUUUCCUAUUUCUUGUAAUCAUUAGACGCAGGAACGAUUAUGAAAAUCAGUUAUUUCUCAUUAGGCCGCAUUAAGAUUGAUCACACAGAUUGCUUUUAUCAUACGAUUUAAAAUAAUAUAAUUUUUAACUGUGAAUUUUAAUAUAGUAUGUAUUUACUUUUAUUGCUUCGAUCAAUGACGUUCUAUACACGGAAUGCCGCAAAAGUGUGCAUAAAGACAAUGUAAGCACACUUUUCUCCUUAGUCGUGUGUCAACUGUCACUGUCCGAAUUAAAUCUGAACUGAAUGAAUGUUUUACAUUGCUGCUUAUUGACCAAUAAUAUUCUAAACAACUGGAAUAAAUGCGGCAAUGUAUAGAUACAGCAGUAGAAGCUUGUUAUGGUGUCAUUUGUUCUAUAUUUCGGCUUUGCGACAUGAUUUGUCUAUGUAUAAAGAUUGUCAUUAGGUUCGAUGUUGUUACUAAAUG
Leptidea sinapis is the source of this 5724-nucleotide messenger RNA. RefSeq names its product ubinuclein-1 (gene yem). The coding region runs from base 77 to 2725 and encodes 882 amino acids. The record is from RefSeq and is a predicted model, not a curated record. Gene Ontology annotation, cellular component: nucleus. NCBI's taxonomy places the organism in Eukaryota, Metazoa, Arthropoda, Insecta, Lepidoptera, Pieridae. The transcript has 17 exons.